GUGGGUAGAAAUUGCUUUAAAUUGGCAUCAACCUUUUUGAAUUGAGCCAGCACUUGCCUUGGUUUUUCCUCCUCUAAGGUGAAAUAGAGAGGAUUACCUUGUACCUUUCCUUCUAAUUCUGAAACUGUGAAUGUUAUGAAAUUGUGUUCCGGAUGUAAUGGGUGCAUAUUGUGGUGCACUAUGGAUGUGAGCAUCUAUGCCUGUGACUUCAGCCCCUGCCUAGAGAUGGCACUUCUCUGCCCUCCCACCCCUGCUGAGGGGGCAGCAGCCAGCCAGAACUUGGCCUCAAAUCAGAGUGCACCGAAGAGCAGCUACCCUUUUGAACAACCACUGCAUCAUGACCCAAGACAAAGAAACUGUUAUCAGAACCUUUUAUUUAAUCUGCAUCAUGACCUUAAUAGUUGGAACCAUAACCCAGAUCUGUGAAGAAAGUGAAUUCAAAGUGUGCAUGUCAAAAAAUAACCUUACUCGGAUUCCAAAAACCCUGCUGCCAACAACCAAAAGCUUAGAUAUAUCUCAAAACUACAUAUCUGAGCUCCAGGUCUCUGACAUCAGCUUUUUGUCAGGGCUUAAAGUUCUGAAACUUUCCCAUAAUAGAAUCCGGAGACUCGAUUUGAGUGUUUUCAAGUUCAAUCAGGAUUUAGAAUAUUUGGAUUUAUCUCAUAAUCAGCUACAAAAGAUGUGCUGCUACCCUGUGGUGAGUCUGAAGCAUCUAGACCUCUCAUUCAAUGACUUUGAUGUGCUGCCCAUCUGUGUGGAAUUUGGCAACUUGACCCAACUCAAUUUCCUAGGAUUAAGUGCCGUGAGGUUUCAACAAAUAGAUCUGCUACCGGUUGCUCACUUGCAUCUAAAUUACAUUCUUCUGGUUUUGGGAGAUUAUUAUAUAAAGGAAAAUGUAAGCGAAAAGCUUCAAAUUCUGAAUACAAAAACGCUUCACUUUGUUUUUCACCCAAAUAGUUUAUUCUCGGUCCAGGUGAACAUAUCAGUGAAUGCUUUAGGGUGCUUACAACUGACUAAUAUUAAAUUGAAUGAGAGGAACUGUCAAGUUUUUGUUAAAUUUUUAUUAGGACUCAUUAGAGGUCCGAUGUUACUGAAUAUUACUCUCAAUAAUAUAGAAACCCCUUGGAAAUGCUUGGUUGAAAUUCUUAAAUUCCUUUGGCCCAGGCCUGUGGAAUACCUCAAUAUUUACAAUUUAACAUUAGAUGAAAUUGUCAGUGAUAUACAAGUCACUUAUCCAGAAACAACAUUGAAAGCCUUGAAAAUAGAACAUAUUACAAAGCGAGUUUUUAUUUUUUCACAGACAGUAUUAUACAAAGUAUUUUCUGAGAUGAAUAUUAUGAUGUUAACCAUAUCAGACACACCUUUUAUUCACAUGCUUUGUCCUGUAGCAUCCAGCACAUUUAAAUUUUUGAACUUUACCCAAAAUGUGUUCACAGAUAGUGUUUUUGACACAUGUUCCACUUUAGUGAGACUGGAGACACUUAUUUUGCGAAAGAAUAGUUUAAAAAACCUUUACAAAGUAAGCCUUAUGACUAAAAAUAUGCCAUCUUUAGAAAUAUUGGAUGUUAGCUGGAAUUCUCUGGAAUCUCACAGGUAUGAAGAAAAUUGCAUGUGGGUUGAGAGUAUAGUGGUGUUAAAUAUGUCUUCAAAUACGCUUACUGAUUCUGUAUUCAGAUGUUUGCCUCCCAAGGUCAAGAUACUCGAUCUUCACAACAAUAGAAUAACCAACAUCCCUAAGAAUGUCACCCAUCUACAAGCUUUGCAAGAACUCAACAUUGCUUUCAAUUCUUUAACCGACCUUCCUGGUUGUGGUACCUUCAGCAGCCUUUCUGCACUGAUCAUUGACCAUAAUUCAAUGUCCCACCCAUCAGCUGAUUUCUUCCAGAGCUGCCAGAAGAUUAGGUCAAUGAGAGCAGGGAACAACCCAUUCCUAUGCACAUGCGAGUUAAGAGAAUUCAUCAAAAAUAUAGACCAAGUGUCAAGUGAAGUAGCGCAGGACUGGCCUGAUUCUUACAAGUGUGACUAUCCAGAAAGCUCUAAGGGAGUCCUGCUAAAGGACUUCCAUGUGUCGCCACUAUCCUGCAACACCACUCUGCUUAUUCUUACCGUUGUGACCACCAUGCUGGUGUUGGCUGCUACUGUGACCUUCCUUUGCCACUACUUUGAUCUGCCCUGGUAUCUCAGGAUGAUGUGUCAGUGGACCCAGACCCGGCACAGGGCUAGGAACAUCUGCUUGGAGGAACUCCAAGGAACUCUCCAAUUUCAUGCUUUUAUCUCAUACAGCGGGCAUGAUUCUGCCUGGGUGAAGAAUGAAUUACUACCAAACCUAGAAAAAGAAAAUUUACAGAUCUGCCUCCAUGAGAGGAACUUUGUUCCUGGCAAGAGUAUUUUGGAAAAUAUCAUCAAUUGCAUUGAGAAGAGUUACAAGUCCAUCUUUGUUUUGUCUCCCAACUUUAUCCAGAGUGAGUGGUGCCAUUAUGAACUCUAUUUUGCCCACCACCAGCUCUUCCGCAAAGGGUCUAACAACUUAAUCCUGAUCUUACUGGAACCCAUUUCACAAAAUGACAUUCCUAGUAAGUAUCACAGGCUGCGGGCUCUCAUGGCACAGCGGACUUACCUGGAAUGGCCCGCAGAGAAGAGCAAACAUGGACUUUUUUGGGCUAACAUUAGAGCUGCUUUUAAUAUUAAAUUAACACUAGCCACUGACAACAAUGAUGUGAAAACUUUAAAAAAAGACCAGGAAAUUCAACUUAGGAGACAUAGACUCUGAUGAACAUGAUGUUUUAAAAUUAUAAAUGGAGGUGCUUCCAUUUUUUUCAUGUACUUGGGAAAGAUAAUGAACGCCUUGUUCCAAAUGAGCUGGGGAAUUGGGCUGGGAGUGAAGGUGCUCAUUUUGCAAUUUAGCUAUGGCUCAGUCUCUUCUGGUUUAAUUAUCUGUUUUCAGCAGGUGAUAUCCAUCUGAAUUACCUGUGCAGUAUUUUUCAAGUAAAGCAUAUGGUGAGUUCUCUUCUUUUGAGAGUCCAAUUCAGUAUAUCCUGGUGAAUAUGUUACACCCCUAUUUGAGAGUCACUGUAAUAUAAUUUGAUUUAAGAGUUUCAGUCAGAAAUAGUUUGAUAUUAGAGAGGAUGGUGGAAACAGAUAUUCCUGAUGAACUUAAAUCUGAUUCUUGAGAAAAGAGGGAGACCCUGUAGGUUCUUGAGUGAUAGAAGUACAUAAUUAAAAUCACAUUUAAAAAAUAAUCAUCUGUUUUUAAAUUGAAACAGACCUUUCUGAAUAACUGCAUAGUCACUCGGGGAGAUUUCCUCUCCCCUUUCCUUUCCCAGAUGGGUUCUGUGUGACCAGGUCAGCAAAAAAAGAAUCCAGCUCAGAAUUGUGCACACGGAUCCUUCAAGUGUGCCAUGCGUUCCUAUUGCCCCCUGGGUGAGCUCUGUCAUCCUGUUCAGCUUUGGGGCUUGAGAAGAAAAUUACUGGAGUGUGAAUAUAAGAAAGCAUGUUUUUCCACAUUUGAGUAAUAGUUUAAUUUUUUGAUCCUGAUGCAAAGAUAGGUGAUAACCGGUGGAGACUCACAGCAUAAAAAUGUAUGUAUAUAAAGAGAAAAAAUAAAGGAUACAGAUGUACUUGCUUGCCACAGGAAUAUAGGGCCGAAUUUACUCAUAUGUGUAACUGGAUGUUGAAUGGGGUUUGUGUGGUUGUUUUAGAAUUCUGGCUCAUGCCCAGAGCUGGCCUGGACACUUCCACCUUGCUUAAACCACUAUAUUUUUGAUUCCUUUGAUAGAGCAUCUUGAUCUACACCCUCAAGAACACAUACAUCUGUGAAAGGGUAGUGGACAGCUCUCCUGUUGUGACAGGACCGUGUGUGUUCCACUCUUUGACCUAGAGCAGAGCAUCCGCUGUCCCAAGGCCCUGCUAUCUCUCACCUGUACAACUGCAAAAUAGCCUCUUCACUGGCCUCCUCGCCCCACGCUUGCCACACACAUUUUCCAGACAGCAGUCAGAGUGAUUUAAGGUAUAAAUUCUACUAAGUUGUUCCCUGCUUAAAACCUCCUACCGACCUACCUUCCUCCUUCCGUCUUUCCUCUUGUCCCAGUUGCCUUCUGGUGUUCUGAAUGCCUCACACUGGCUUCCGCCCGUCUCACCCCUGCACUUGACCUGGAGCCGCUUUCCCUUGAGUCAGCUUGGCUGUCCUCACCAUUACGUCUCACUCCAACACCACCUGGACAGAGGGCCUCCCGUAGACCUCUGGCCACCUCCUGAACGUUUCUCUCAUUGUUACCUUCAUGGCAUGUGUUGCUCUCUGCACUUACCUUGCUGACUUGAUUUCUGCUUCACUGCACUAACAAUAAGUGGCAGGAGAAUGGGAACCUUCCAGAGGGUUCACUGCUUCUCCCUGGUGCUGAGGGCCCAGUGCAUGGGCCAUGGCAGAUCUACAGUAAAAAUCUGCAUAAACAAAUAGCCCUUGUCAGCCUUGAUGUCAUCAGUCCUCUGUUUUAUCCUACAGAACCUUAAGGACAUGGUGCAGCUGGGCUGUUGUGGGUGGGCCCUGCAGGGUCCACACUGAACACCUGUUGGUCUGGAGGUCCUGCCCCACUGGCCUGUGAGCUGCCAUGCCCUUGAGCACCUGGGCCUGUUGUGCUCGAGCACAGCAGCAGCAGCGUCUCUGCUGAGGGCUCCUCUUUCUAGGCUACUUCAGGAGGCGAGAGGACCCGGCUUUUACCGGAGCGGAAUGUGGCCUUGCAGAAGCCUGAUGAGCCUUUCUUAUUGCCCACCUGCCACUCCUCCCUGGCCUGGAUGGACAGAGCCCUUCUGUUUUGAAAGUCAUAAAAAGUAUACUAUUUACUCUGUAUUGAUGCUGUGUUCAUGUGUUGAAAUAUCACACUGUACCUCCUAAAUAUGUACAACAUUUACAUGUUAAUAAAAAAUUUUUUAAUAUAAAUCUAAGGAGGGGAGGGAAAGGAGAUCAAAAAAGAAUUGAGAUGUGUUAAGGCCUGUACCAACUCUCCAGGAUGAAUUUACAUUCAUUAUAUAUGCAAACAUGUAUGAAUAAAUAUAUAUGAGAAAUAAAAAACAAACAUAAAAACAUAUAUCUCAAAAUUGGUCAAAUAGUAGAUCUUAAAUGUUCUUACCACAAAGAUGAUAAGUAUGUGUGGUAAUGACUAUGCUAAUUAGCCUGACUUAAUUACUCCACAAUGUUAUGUACAAUAACACCGUCAUACCCCA
Messenger RNA from Fukomys damarensis (Damara mole-rat), 5217 nucleotides. RefSeq names its product toll like receptor 6 (gene Tlr6). Gene Ontology annotation, biological process: cellular response to diacyl bacterial lipopeptide; immune response; inflammatory response. The record is from RefSeq and is a predicted model, not a curated record. The coding region runs from base 338 to 2770 and encodes 810 amino acids. Lineage: Eukaryota; Metazoa; Chordata; Mammalia; Rodentia; Bathyergidae. The transcript has 2 exons. Gene Ontology annotation, molecular function: transmembrane signaling receptor activity; lipopeptide binding; Toll-like receptor 2 binding. Gene Ontology annotation, cellular component: Toll-like receptor 2-Toll-like receptor 6 protein complex; membrane.